AUGCGAAUUCAAGGAGGAAAAUAUCUAGAUUUGGAAGAUGCUUUGCUGCAGUGGUUUCAGAAGUAUCGCGCAGAAGGGAGAAAAUUGUCACGGAGGCUAUGCAUUACGUCUCCUCAACAUGGAAGGAAGUUGAAGAAUCUGCCAUCAGAAACUGUUCCUGUGAAGCCAUUGCAGCAUUUACCUGUGGAUCAAACAGACUUCACAGAAUUUGUGGAUGUAGAUAAAGAUGUGGUUACAUCAGGACUAAGGUCCAUUGAGGAUGUUGUGAGUGAAAUCAACAAAGAUGAUGAAGACAGUGAUGAUGAAGUGGAAGAUAAUGAAAUAAAUUUAGUAGGUUUCAGUGAAGCCAUAGCAGCAUUAGAAACUGUUAAAAAGAUUAAGAGAUAA
Gryllus bimaculatus (two-spotted cricket) is the source of this 387-nucleotide messenger RNA. The record is from the annotation of a GenBank genome assembly. NCBI's taxonomy places the organism in Eukaryota, Metazoa, Arthropoda, Insecta, Orthoptera, Gryllidae.